Parathielavia appendiculata is the source of this 486-nucleotide messenger RNA. RefSeq lists its product as uncharacterized. Lineage: Eukaryota; Fungi; Ascomycota; Sordariomycetes; Sordariales; Chaetomiaceae. Bases 1 to 486 code for a protein of 161 amino acids. The record is from RefSeq and is a predicted model, not a curated record. The transcript is spliced from 3 exons.
AUGCGCAUUCUCGCUUCCAUCCCCACCCUCCUUGCCCUCGGCAGCACCGUGGCCGCUGCGCCCGCGCCCGUGAAUGCAAGCGAGGCCCAGAACUGGAACCAGACGGAGCCGAUUCCCGCCUCGGCGAUCCUCGCGCCGGGCGUCGACGACCUCGUCUUCACCCGGACGUCGCCCUGUGACGGCAACAGCCCGCUGCUGGCCAAGCGCGACUCCGACGAGGGCGGCUACUUCGAUUGGAAUUACUGCCAUGCAGCAGGUCAACUGGUCGUGGUACUCGUUCCGGCUCACGAUCCGCAACCAGGACACGUGCUCCCGGGGUUUCUGACCGGCUGGGGAUAUGUGGGCUACGCCCCCACGAUCGUGGCCAUGGUCUACUACGACGGGUUCGGCAUGCCCGGCUUCCAGUCCGGAUGCAAUCACACCGGUUCGAAGAAGCUGCUCAAGGCUAAGAGCGAGGCGCCGGACGCCAGAGAGGCGGCGAAGUAG